Messenger RNA from Macroventuria anomochaeta, 900 nucleotides. RefSeq lists its product as uncharacterized. NCBI's taxonomy places the organism in Eukaryota, Fungi, Ascomycota, Dothideomycetes, Pleosporales, Didymellaceae. Gene Ontology annotation, cellular component: mitochondrion. The transcript has 2 exons. The record is from RefSeq and is a predicted model, not a curated record. The coding region runs from base 95 to 847 and encodes 250 amino acids.
GAGCUCUAUGACACCUCUGACUUAUCCAAGCAUGUUACGAUAGCGUUAAUACGUCUUGUACAUCGCUGCGGUUGCCUUUACCCUUUUAUAUAUCAUGGCCUCCAUAGGACGUCCAUUGGCGCUGCGGCGUAACAUUUGCGCUUCAUGUGCAAAGUCAUGGAACAGAGCAAGAUUUGGCCUUCAGAACAGCGAUCGGAUACAGCGACGAUACAAGUACUACAUAGCACCAGAAGGGGAGCAAGCUAGGCCAAUAACAGGCUUCUAUGCAGAAAUGCUAAAGAAGGCCCCUUCACAAGCCCCAACUGUCUCGAACGAUACGUCGAACGACAGAGCUCCUCCCGCCCCUCCGACUCCGCAGUCUACGGAUUCUCCCAAAUCUCAGAAGGAGAUCACACUCGAGCGAGCCCGCACUGUUUUUGGGUCGAAGCCGGGUGUAAGAGAACGGAGAAUAGAGAUAGAUGCUGCCUCAAAGGAAGUUGCAGGCAUACGUGUGCCUCCAAAGCCAACAGAGCCGGACAAUUGCUGCAUGUCUGGGUGCGUGAACUGCGUAUGGGACAUGUAUCGUGACGAGAUGGAAGAGUGGGCGGGGCAGAGCGCUAAAGCAAGAGCCGCGAUACAGGCUAAGAGAGAGCAGGCUGAGAGUAGUGGGAGCAUGGUGGCCGAGCAGGGCAGUCCAAACCAUGUUGCUGUCAGUAUGGACGAUGAUGGUGGACGUAGCGAAACAAACUGGACUGAGGGUGCGGGCGAGAGCAAGCUGUUCGAUGAUAUACCUGUGGGUAUAAGAGAGUUCAUGAAGACAGAGAAGAAGUUGAAGCAGCGGCACAAGGCGGAGGAGAUCCCAACCUGAGUAGAGCAUGCUUGCGCAUAUACCCUUGAAAGCAAUUACGUCCUCCUUCCGCA